AUGCCGGGCUUCCUGUGCUGUGAUCCUCCGUGGAGGCUGUGCCUGGCCCUGGCUUGUCUCCUCUCCCUCUGGCACACAGUGCCUGCCAUCAGAGGAGACGCCAAGAAGGAGAAGCUUAUGACGUACCUACCUAAGGCUGUGUCUGUAAAUAACGAAGUUAAGAAGGAAGACGAUGGGGCUUUCCUUGGAGCAACAGAGCUUCCUGCAAGGUCAGUGGACCUGUCUGCGCUCAACCUGACAGAGCUGGUGAACAGCAUGCUGACGAGAGCGCUGAAAGAUAGCAGGAAAUUCUUCUCCUUGCUGAGCGUCACGUCUUACAGCUCCUUCGCCUUCCACAAGUUUUCUGUGGCCAUUUACAAUAUUUCCAACCUGAAGGCUGUGGACCCAGUUAAAUUCCCCACCCGGCACUGCUACUGUUUAAACAAUCGGACCAAUGACUUGUCAGAUUUCACAGCCUUGCUGGUGGACAUCAUUGGCAAUUCGACCAGCUACCUCACAGAGAUUUUUAAGUCCACCUCCAUCCUCUCAGUGAGUCAGACGAAUGAAUCGGACUGCAUCUUCAUCUGUGUGAUGACAGGAAAAUCAGGAAGGAAUCUGUCUGACUUCUGGGAGAUGGCGGAGAAAUCUCCUGUUAUCAAUUACACAUUCACCAGCGGUGUGUCUGCUCAGGCUACCAGGAGGGUGGCCAGAACUUCGUGGGUGACAGUCGACCAGCAGGCAGAAGCUUCCACACCUGAGUCCUGGGCUCAGACCACCGGUGAGAAAGCACCUGGAGGCCCCCCGUGGCCGGCCCCUUCCUCCAUGCCUCCAAGUUCUGCAGGGGCUGAGGGGCCCACGAGUCUUUGGCUUCUUUCUGGGUCACCUGCUAGGCCAGAGGCCACCCCCAGCAGCCCGUUCCGGACCAGCCAGACCUUAGGAACACAGACUCCGAGCCCAACCAAGGCACCGGCCCCCAAGUACCCACACACAGGUGACCUGCCUGCAGCCUGGCCAUUUUUCCUGGGAGAGCUGCCAGCCCUGGCCCCCAGACCCCACGUGUCCUGGUGUCCUCAGCCAUUCCUCAAAGAGGGGACAGCUGCUCCUCCCACCCAGGCCAUCCAGAAGCUCAACCCUUGCCUUAUGGAGCUGUGCCGCUUUUUCCAGCAGUGUCUCUGCAUGAGCCACGAGCGGGACCCUAGAACAGAAGCCACCAGGUACUGUCUUGACUACUACUCAUGGUUCCUGAAGAAUGCGACACACAUCUGUCAGAGGGUGAAGCGGGUGUCCCGGUCACGCACCUUAAAACAAAAAUGCCUUGAGAAUAUCUGCAGGUCAGUAUGA
Messenger RNA from Condylura cristata (star-nosed mole), 1320 nucleotides. RefSeq names its product HERV-H LTR-associating 1 (gene HHLA1). The transcript has 15 exons. The record is from RefSeq and is a predicted model, not a curated record. Lineage: Eukaryota; Metazoa; Chordata; Mammalia; Eulipotyphla; Talpidae. Bases 1 to 1320 code for a protein of 439 amino acids.